CAUUUUGACAAACCACCUAUAUUUAUCACGACGAUAAACUGGGGAAUAAAAUUCAUCUAGCUAUGAACGCAUGACAUCUAGUGAGUAAGAAGACCAAAAAAUUGAAGACUCAAAGUAGGAAGCAAUAACAGUUCUUGUGGAUUUAUUCUUCUUCUUCUUCAUCCAGAUAAUUAAGUGAAGAACAGAAAACCGAUGUCCCGAAGGCGCAAUGCUAUUGUAGCUGCUGGAUUAGUUGUUUUUGCCACAGCUGGUUUGACAUUUCCUUUCUACAUGGCAUCAUCGUCUAAGAAACAGCCUGUCAUUGACUCAUCGAAACCCUUACCACCUCAGGCAACCUUUCGAGGACCAUAUAUCAACACUGGUUCACGUGACGUUGGACCAGAUCAUCGUACUUAUCCAAAAAAUUAAAAAGUUUUAUGGUUACCUGAGUAGCAUUUUCCCUGAUAUUUGUUGUAACUGGAAUUCUAGAAUGUGAAUACUAUAGCCUUAUAAACUAUUUUGUUAGACAGUAAUAUUGAAGUAAUAAAGGCAUGUUGCAAUCAAUUGUAUUCUUGCAUGGUUGUUUCAGUGCAUCGUUUUAUAA
Messenger RNA from Chenopodium quinoa (quinoa), 583 nucleotides. RefSeq lists its product as uncharacterized. Lineage: Eukaryota; Viridiplantae; Streptophyta; Magnoliopsida; Caryophyllales; Amaranthaceae. The coding region runs from base 193 to 408 and encodes 71 amino acids. The record is from RefSeq and is a predicted model, not a curated record. The transcript is spliced from 3 exons.